Messenger RNA from Pyrgilauda ruficollis (rufous-necked snowfinch), 1455 nucleotides. RefSeq names its product deoxyribonuclease-1-like 2. Lineage: Eukaryota; Metazoa; Chordata; Aves; Passeriformes; Passeridae. Gene Ontology annotation, molecular function: DNA nuclease activity. Gene Ontology annotation, biological process: DNA catabolic process. Gene Ontology annotation, cellular component: nucleus. The transcript is spliced from 8 exons. The record is from RefSeq and is a predicted model, not a curated record. Bases 1 to 837 code for a protein of 278 amino acids.
AUGGGGACUGUGACACUGGAAUUGUCCCUGCUGGCUGUGGCUCUCCUGUGCCCAGCCACUGCCAUGCUGCGCAUCGGUGCCUUCAACAUCCAGGCCUUCGGUGACACCAAGAUGUCCAACAAGGAAGUGGCAGAGAUCAUCACCAACGUCCUGCGCCGCUACGAUGUGGUGCUGGUGCAGGAGGUGCGCGACUCCGACCUCAGCGCCGUCACCGAGCUCAUGGAGCAGCUCAACAGCGCAUCCACAUCCCAAUAUGACUAUGAGAUCAGUGGCCCCCUGGGACGGGAGAACUACAAGGAGAUGUACCUGUUUAUCUACAGGACAGAUGUUGUGUCUGUGGUGGACACCUACCAAUAUGAGGACCCCCAGGAUGUCUUCAGCCGGGAGCCAUUCAUCCUGAGGGUCUCAGCACCCAGCACGAAGGUGAAGGAGUUUGUGCUGGUGCCCCUGCACUCGGCCCCACAUGAUGCUGUCGCUGAGAUUGAUGCGCUCUACGACGUCUACCUGGCCAUCAUUGACAAGUGGGGGACUGAUAAUAUGAUGUUCCUGGGGGACUUCAAUGCCGACUGUUCCUACGUCCAGCCAAGUGACUGGCCGUCCAUCCGCCUGCGCACCAGCGACAUCUUCAAGUGGCUGAUCCCCGACAGCGCCGACACCACCGUGGGCAAGUCAGACUGCGCCUAUGACAGGAUCGUGGUGUGUGGCAACAAGCUGAAGAGAGGCAUCCUCUCCAACUCAGCUGGUAUCUACAAUUUCCAGCGCGCUUUCCAGCUGGACCAGGACGAGGCCCUGGCAGUCAGUGACCACUACCCAGUCGAGGUGAAGCUGGCAGCCUGAGCUCCUCCUGCAGCCACAGACCAGGAUCCAGCUCCAGCUCCCACCAGCAAUCCCCAUGAAGUUGUUCCACUCAGCCCCAUCCGCAAGUCAUGUGCAUGGGCUGCCCCAGAUCCCGGUCUGGAGAAGGAUGGCAGCUGGCUGUGCCCAGACCCCCCAGCCCACCAUGAACCAGAGCCUGGGGACAGGCCACCAGCCAGGACACUGUGACCACAGACAAGCCAUGGAACAAAGCACCCAUCUCCUACCUCAUUGAAGAUUUAUUGACAAACCUCAUUUCACGAUUAACUGUUGGACAGGAGGGAGGACAUCCAAGGACCACCAGGCUCAGACCACAGUGUGUUGAGACCCUGUCCCUGUCCAUUCCUCGGGGGGCUGGGUGGGCUCUCCCUGCCCUUAGGGAAGGCAGCAGUGGUGUCAGGCACUCUACAGGCACAAAGCGAAGAGGCAGCUGGGCGGCUGUGGGAGCAGGUGCAUGUCACCAACUGCUGGCACUGCAGGUGGCUUCGCUGUGAGACCAACAGCUACUGCAGCGUUUCAGAGGGUGACUCGACCUCCCAGGGACCAGCUGGAUCCUUAGCUCUUCCUCUUCUUCAGCAUCUCCAUGUACAUGCGAAGGGA